GUGCACAGUCGGUCUUCGCGAUUCAAAAAGUCGGACACGCCAAUCUAUACCGCACAAUCGCGUGAGCAGAGGGCCACACAAGGCGUCACAAGACAGGCAAUCGACUUCCCGAAGAAGGUUGUCACCUCGUGGCAGUCUCAUGGCAGUCACGUUCCCGCC
Schizophyllum commune H4-8 is the source of this 159-nucleotide messenger RNA. RefSeq lists its product as uncharacterized. NCBI's taxonomy places the organism in Eukaryota, Fungi, Basidiomycota, Agaricomycetes, Agaricales, Schizophyllaceae. The annotation marks the transcript as partial. The record is from RefSeq and is a predicted model, not a curated record. The transcript has 2 exons.